This is a messenger RNA of Gopherus flavomarginatus (Mexican gopher tortoise), 2485 nucleotides long. It is a transcript of the gene CTCFL, whose product is annotated as CCCTC-binding factor like. Lineage: Eukaryota; Metazoa; Chordata; Testudines; Testudinidae. Gene Ontology annotation, biological process: regulation of gene expression. The coding region runs from base 21 to 2099 and encodes 692 amino acids. Gene Ontology annotation, cellular component: nucleus. The transcript has 10 exons. The record is from RefSeq and is a predicted model, not a curated record.
GUGGUGCAGCAUAGGGCAGCAUGUGGAGUUGGUGUGAGCGUAAUAUAAGGGCGAUGAGGAGCCUUAGUAGCUUUCUUUGCUGUCUCUUGGGACAGGUUCACUUAGUGAUGGCUUCUCAGGACUCAGCCCUGCCUGAGCCCUUCACAAAAAUAAAAGGUGCUGAAAGAACCUGGGACAAGGCAAGAGACGAUGAUGGAGGGGGCAAGAUAUCCUGGGUGAAAGAAAGAAACAGCAUCUGUGACCCAGAUGCUGAAGGCCUAAAUGGAGUCCCUCUAGCCAAGCAGCUGGAAGAAGGAGGAAACCUGGAGUUGUCCCCAUCUCCAGUACAGGGUGAAAAACAUUUGAUAAUGCUGCAAACGGUGCAUUUGAAGGAAGGAGAAGAUGAGCUCCAGGGGGUCAGUCAGUUGAAUAUUCAGCAGCAGAGUGGGGUGCACAUGGUGGUGCAACGAGGUGCAAGUGUCUUGCAGCCCUUGGUAGUAGUGCAACAGGGAGUAGGUGCUCAGCAGAAUCUACCCACAGGUGUAGCAAUAAGUAUACAGGAUGGUGUUUAUACAUUUCAUGACGUGGAGGUGAUGCAGAUUAAUGUUUUGCAAGAAAAAGUACAGGCAAAAGAUGAAGAAAACCUGUCAUUGGAUAAACCCCCAGGAAUGCUACUGAUUAAGAUUGAUAGAAGUAAAGAUCUACAUGCAGUUGAAGGUAAGGUCCAGCAACUGCCUCCAAAUGAAGAGGGAAGAGAAAAGGACAUUUUCACUGCUGAGAAAGCAAAGAUCUUGAGCUGUAAAGCCAAAGAUGAUAUGUCAGUGUCACACUGUGAACACAAAGAGCAAGAAGAGCAAGCAGUUAUAAAAAACACUGACGCUCUAGAAACUCAAAAAAACACACAGCAUAGGAAAAAAGGGAAAAAGAUGAUCUUCCAUUGUGAUCUGUGCGCAUUCACCUCUCUUAGAAUGUCAAGUCUUAAUCGGCACAUGAAGACCCAUUCUGAUGAAAAACCCCAUGUGUGUCAUCUCUGCCUUAAGGCUUUCCGUACAGUUACUCUCCUGCGUAACCAUGUGAAUACACAUACAGGGACCAGACCGUAUAAGUGCAGUGACUGUGAGAUGGCAUUUGUGACCAGUGGUGAGCUUGCACGACACAGGCGAUAUAAGCACACUCUAGAAAAACCCUUUAAGUGCUCAAUGUGUAAAUAUUCUAGUGUAGAAGCAAGCAAAUUGAAGCGUCACAUUCGUUCACACACAGGAGAACGUCCUUAUAACUGUUACCUCUGUAGUUAUGCUAGCAAAGAUACCUAUAAGCUGAAAAGACAUAUGGUAACUCAUUCAGGAGAAAAACCCUAUGAAUGUUAUGUUUGUCAGGCCAGAUUCACGCAAAGUGGUACCAUGAAAAUCCAUAUAUUACAGAAGCAUAGUGAAAAUGUGCCCAGAUACCAGUGUCCACAUUGUAAUACAUUUAUUGCAAGAAAAAGUGAUUUGGGUGUCCACUUACGUAAUUUGCAUUCCUACCUGACCGUAGCGACGAAGUGCUGUUAUUGUGAAGCUCUCUUUCAUGAGCGCUAUGCUCUUAUUCAGCACAAGAAAACUCACAGAAAUGAAAAGCGAUUCAAAUGUGAUCAAUGCAGUUAUGCAUGCAAGCAGGAACGACACUUGAUUGUGCAUAAGCGUACACAUACUGGUGAGAAACCCUUCACUUGUGUAUGUUGCAGCAAAUGCUUCCGGCAGAAGCAGCUUCUGACUGUUCACUUCAGGAAAUACCAUGAUUCCAAUUUUAAACCAAUGGUUUAUGAAUGCCCUAAAUGUGGCAAGGGCUAUUCACGCUGGAGUAAUAUGCAUAAGCAUUCUGAAAGCUGUGGAUUGGUGAGAGCAGAAUCUGUUACACGCCGCAAAGGAAGCAAGGGCAAAAAGAAAAGAUGUGACAGACUAAAACAUGAUGUUAAGCAAGAAGCUGUUGACCUGGGAUCAUUCCAAGAUGUUUCCUUUGUGAACACUGAAUGCUGUGCCAGUGAGAUUGUGCCUGUCGUAUAUGGAAUAGAAACAAGUACUCCGAUGGAGCAGAAAACAGAAAUAACUUGUGAAAUGAUCCUCAACAUGAUGGACAAAUAAUACAAACACAAGUUCUGAUUUCCAUUGUUAACGUACAGAAUGUCAGUUUGUAUACUAAUGCAAAGUUUGUAAGCAUGUUAAGGGAAGUAAGCUGUAGAAGGUAUUAGUUUCUGUAAAAGUUGCUAAAAAGUUGUUAGCUAAAGUUACAUGAAAGCCACAUAUUCUAACAUGUUCACAUCCGCAUCAAAGAAAAACAAAUUUUAAAACUAGGCCAUGGAAAAGAAGUAGGUUCAAUUUAUUCAAUUUACUUUUCAUUUUUCUUCCAGAUUUAGUUACAGAAUUACAUACAGUUUUCAAGCAAAUUUAUUCCACAGUAGCUCUGUGCUCCUGUCAGAUCCAGAUCUGUGUGACUUUCAGCUUGUUUGCAUUUACCUCAUGGUGAGCAC